This is a messenger RNA of Racocetra persica, 440 nucleotides long. Lineage: Eukaryota; Fungi; Glomeromycota; Glomeromycetes; Diversisporales; Gigasporaceae. The record is from the annotation of a GenBank genome assembly.
GAGCAACUGACAUUACUAAAGCGAGUUGAUGAGAUCAAGAAGGAGUUUAAUACCAUUAUACGUGAUGAGGCUGACGAUUCUGCACUCGCAAUGGAGAGAGUUAUACUUACACCUGAGGCUAAAGCUGAAAUCGUUUGUUCUUCUGCGGAAGAAUUAAAAUUAGUAGCCGAAAAUUUAGGACAAAUUAAGGAUUUGCAAGAAUCUAUAGAUGCUCCAGAAUUCAAAGGACUCGAUAAGCUCUUUCCUCAGGUUACACCUAUUGAAACCAGUCACGUAGACCAAGUGGCUAGAGCUGACGAAGCUUCUGCUCACAUAACAUUUUUGUUGGACAAAUAUAAUAUAUUUGUCAAUAUACUAUCGGAAAUUUUUAUUUCCUGGGAUCACAUUCUUUCAACUCUUGAUGCACAUAUAUCCGCACUUGAGCGAGCAAAAGCAAAUGA